GUUUUAUAAAAAAAAAAAAUUAAAAAUAAGAUAAAAACCAAUGGCUACCAACGAAUCAUUUGGUUGGGAUCUUUUGUUUAAAACAAUCGAACCACAAGUUAAUAAAAAUGCCGACAUUCUAAUUGCAUUAACGCAUUUUGUUUUAAUUAAAUCGAAAUUUCGAUGUUUGGGAGUUGGUGAUGAUAAAACCUUAUCUGAAGAUGAAGAAAGUUCAGAGCUAUUGCCACAAGGUUGGAAUGAUUCGGAAGACAAGUAUUCGCUAAGAUACGUCCUCGAUAAGAAACUCUUUAUACUUUUGGCAACGAAAUCUGAAAACAUUUUCAUUAUCAACUUUCUGGACGUUGAAAGCAAAGAUGUUUCCAAUCUUGCCCUAGACUCAAAUGAACUGGUAAAAGCUCUUAAAGGUUCUUUACAAACAAUCAUGCCGACUGCAUCGGCAGUUAUGGAUCGUAUCAGAAAGGAAUUAAUAGAUCCGGUCUUUGCGGGUUCAACAAAAGCUGUUACAACCCAAACUGCCCCAGAGCCCAGACGCGAUAGAAGAGAUGAUGAUUAUGAUCCGUUAAGGAUAACAGGACCUCAUUAUGCACCGGGUUUCCGUGGGCCUAUGGGAAGUGACCCUUUUGGAUUUCCACGAGGCGGCAUUGGAAGUGGCGACUUGGAUCCUCUAGGCCGUGGUGGUGGUGGAAGUUUAGGUGUACUGCCACGACUCGGCCCUCACCGAGGCGGUGCACGAUUCGACCCAUUCGGACCAGGUCCAGGAGUUCGCCCUAAUCCAAAUCAUGAUGAAUUUCCACCACCUGGAUUUGGUGAUUUUAUGUAUCAAUAAGACUCUCUUUUUUGUUUUCUCUGGAGAUUUAGGUAUAGUAUACCAUUGGUAAUUGGAUGAUAAUUUUAUAAUGAAUAAACAUUGAAUAGAAGAAAUA
Messenger RNA from Episyrphus balteatus (marmalade hoverfly), 923 nucleotides. RefSeq names its product proteasome inhibitor PI31 subunit (gene PI31). Gene Ontology annotation, biological process: proteasome-mediated ubiquitin-dependent protein catabolic process. The record is from RefSeq and is a predicted model, not a curated record. Bases 41 to 826 code for a protein of 261 amino acids. The transcript is spliced from 6 exons. Gene Ontology annotation, molecular function: endopeptidase inhibitor activity; proteasome binding. Lineage: Eukaryota; Metazoa; Arthropoda; Insecta; Diptera; Syrphidae.